AUGCAAAUUCUUCUAUUUCAAUCUUCAAACCUCCUCCUUUUGACCAUCAGUUUCUUCAUUUCGAUCAACAUACAGUUUUGUCUAUGUGGAGAAGAUCCACAAUAUGCAAACUGCAGAAAAGCUAUUAACUGUGGCGGCAUCGAAGACAUCUGGUACCCCUUCUGGGGAGUCAACAGAGCAAGUUACUGUGGUAAACCUGGGUUUGAAGUUCAAUGCCUAGACAAUGUCCCGGUGAUCAACAUGGUGAAUACCAGCUUCCGAAUACUCGAAAUGAACCCGAAAAAUCCUCGUACUGUUAAGGUUGCAAGGCAGGAUUAUUGGAGCACAAUCUAUCCCCAGAGUACUUUAGUCAACACCAGCAUCAACGUCUCUCUGUCUAAUUAUGCUUCUGGGCUUGCAAACCUGACCUUUUACUACGGAUGCAAUACAAGUACACCAUCUAUUAAUUCACAGGUUUGCACAAUAAACGGCAGUGAUGUCAGUGUGGCCUUUCAUCAAACAGGUGAUGAGCAUCCAGUUGCUAACGAUACCUGCAAAACUGAGGUGCUUGUUCCAGUUUUUAAAACAGCUGCUCUGGCUCUUGAGAACAAUCAAACAAGCGUCAAAGAUGCGGUGGAUGAGGGCUUUGAAUUGGGGUUGCAGAUUGAUAAUGACCAAUCCUUUUGGACAGGUGUUGGUAUAACCAUCGGCGUCAUUUGCAUCAUAUUCAUAUCAAGGAAAAGGAAGUUCUUCUUGAAGAGGUACUUCAAAACGGAGCACAGGUAUGAGCUUGAUAUCGAACAAGUUAUACAGAAUUAUGGCUCGUUUACCCCGAAGCGGUACAGUUAUUCAGAUGUAAAGAAACUCACAAACUCAUUCAAAGAUAAGGUUGGCAAAGGAGGAUAUGGCACUGUAUACAAAGGAACCCUACCUGAUGGCCAUCUUGUGGCAGUCAAAGUCCUAAACGAGCCAAAGGGUAAUGGGGAAGACUUUAUUAAUGAAGUUGCAAGCAUUAGUAGAACUUCCCAUGUCAACAUAGUCAAGCUUUCAGGAUUCUGUUAUGAGAGGCAUAAAAGAGCUUUGAUCUAUGAGUUCAUGCCUAAUGGAUCCUUAGACAAGUUCAUACAUAAGCAAGGAUCUUCGAACACAAAUUUUCCUCGUUUAGAAUGGAAAAUGUUAUUCGAAAUUUCAGUAGGCGUCGCACGAGGGCUGGAAUACUUACAUCGUGGUUGCAACACAAGAAUUUUGCAUUUUGACAUAAAGCCACAGAACAUUCUUCUGGACAAAGACUUCUGGCCGAAAAUCUCAGAUUUCGGCCUUGCCAAAUUAUGCAAGACGGAGGAGAGUAUUGUGUCCAUGUUGGGAGCGAGAGGAACAGCAGGAUACAUGGCGCCAGAAGUAUUUAGUCGAAACUUCGGAGGAAUAUCUCCGAAAUCUGAUGUUUACAGCUACGGGAUGUUGGUUCUUGAAAUGGUUGGCGCAAGAAAGAAUUUGGAUUACGGAGGGUCUCAUACCAGUGAACUGUUUCCACAUAAUGUUUAUAAAGAUCUAGAGCUAGAGAAGGAUGAAAUUAUCUUGGAGGGCAUAUCAGAAGGGGGAAAAGAAGUAGCAAGAAAGUUGAUAUUGAUAAGUUUGUGGUGCAUUCAAACAAUUCCAUCUGAUCGGCCAUCAAUGAGCAAAGUAGUAGAGAUGCUGGAAGGGCCCCUUCAUUCUUUGCAAAUUGCACCGAAGCCUUUCUUAUUUUCUAGUCCAAUAUCUGGUGGAGACUCAUCCCAACCAUCUGUGAGAAGUUAA
Molecule: messenger RNA, 1773 nt
Organism: Prunus mume (Japanese apricot)
Lineage: Eukaryota; Viridiplantae; Streptophyta; Magnoliopsida; Rosales; Rosaceae
Source: RefSeq, a predicted model, not a curated record